This is a messenger RNA of Didymodactylos carnosus, 333 nucleotides long. The record is from the annotation of a GenBank genome assembly. NCBI's taxonomy places the organism in Eukaryota, Metazoa, Rotifera, Eurotatoria, Philodinida, Philodinidae.
AUGAAAAACAAGGACCGUCAGUUAAUGAUAAUGCUUUUUAUUCAAGUAUCAUCAAUAACAUUAUUAUCAUUACCAGUAUCAGUAUUGAGAGUGUAUUCAAUAUCGACAAUGACAAUAGUUAAAAGUAUACAGCGACAACAAAUUGAACAAUUUCUUGGUGUGUUGUUGAAUGUGUUAUCAUUAAUGAUUACUGGAUCAAGUUUCUUCCUGUUCACUCUGACAGGUACGAUAUUUCGAGAAGAACUUAAACGUUUAAUAUUCAAGUGUUUACCAAUGAAAUAUACAAACAAUGCAACAGCGGUGUCCAAAACAAGAAAACAGGAAGCAACUUAG